AUGGCCAAUGCGGUGGUUUACGCCCUCAUAGCCACCGCCUUCUUCAUCAUCAUGGUAUUCUCUCCCUCCAGACAACAUGGUCGUGAUCAUCGGGGCCUAAAUCGCCGCCUAGGCUACGAAUUCCGGAUCACAAAUUUCGACCCUCUAGUCAGCAAGUUGGAAAGACUGGCUGAAAAUAGGGGACAAGAAGACCCCAUUAAUAGUACUACUUCUUCCUUCAAUUUUGAAAACGGUUCCUUUGUGGAUGAGGUUGACGAUGCAUAUGAAUAUUUUAGUGAAGGAAAAUUAAAUACAACCUUAAGGUUGUACAUUUUGUUCCCUUUGAUAGACAAAGCACCAACCGAUGGGGUGGUUAGUUGCAAGGAGCUAGAGGCUUGGUUUGAACAUCAAGCACAUCAGAGAUUGAUUUAUACAACACAGAAAGAGAUGGCAUCGCGUGACAAGGACGUGGAUGGGGCCAUAGCUUUCAAUGAGUAUCUACCUCAGUUUUUUAAAGAAGAUAUAGAGAAAAAUGGAAUGGGGCAUGGUGAAGCUGGAUGGUGGAAGGAGCAAUUUGAUAAUGCUGACAUUGAUCGAAGUGGAUCUCUUAGCUUUGAUGAGUUCAAAGAUUUUUUGCACCCAGAAGACAGUGGGAAUGAGAAAAUUCAGAAAUGGCUUUUGAGAGAAAAGAUAAAGCGGAUGGACAAUGAUGGUGAUGGGAAACUCAACUUUGAAGAAUUCCUAGACCAUGCUUAUGAUAUUUAUAAGAAUUAUGCUGAUUUUGAAUCUCGUGGGGCUGAUGUACCCACAGCAGAAGAGAAGUUUGCAGAGCUUGAUGUGAACAAGGACAAAUUGUUGGUAGUGGAAGAAUUGAAACCCAUGCUAGGUUAUCUUCACCCAGGAGAACUGACUUAUGCAAAAUAUUAUACUAGUUAUCUGAUUCAUGAGGCUGAUGACAACAAAGAUGGGAACUUAUCGCUUGAUGAGAUGCUCAAUCAUGAGCAUAUUUUGUAUAACACAGUCUUUGAUGAAAGCAAAGAAGAUUACGAUGAUGAUUUCCAUGAUGAACUCUAAACUGUGAUCCCCAGAACAUUUUUUAACAUAACAAUACAGAAGAAAAUGAAAAAUGAAACAAAAUUUUCCUUCUCUCUUAGAAAGUACUGAGU
This is a messenger RNA of Quercus lobata, 1145 nucleotides long. Its product is annotated as Calcium-binding EF hand family protein. NCBI's taxonomy places the organism in Eukaryota, Viridiplantae, Streptophyta, Magnoliopsida, Fagales, Fagaceae. Gene Ontology annotation, molecular function: calcium ion binding. The record is from RefSeq and is a predicted model, not a curated record. Bases 1 to 1053 code for a protein of 350 amino acids. The transcript has 6 exons. Gene Ontology annotation, cellular component: endoplasmic reticulum.